GGCAGUUUCAGCCGCAAGAGGUGCAGCACGCCUGCGGCGCGUUCAUCGACGGCCGGCUGAACGACAUGCUGCGAGGGCCUGAUCAGCAACUCGCGGCGCGUGCCGGGCCUCGCGCCGCGGUGACGCUCACGCGCUAUGUGCGGCUUGGCCAGCCGGCGGAUGUGACGCAGAGCCUCACGCGGACUGAGACUGCACUGGCCGCACGUAUCACCGUCAGCGAGGUCGUGCCGAUUGUAGCGACCGAGGUGGUUGCAGGCGCGACUGUGCGGAUUGCCACGACACAGCGCGUCAUCGAGGAGGUCGCACGCAUCACCUCGACGCGGACGAUCCUGGCGCCCCUCCAGAUCAUCACGCCUCCGGCGCUCAUCAUCGCAGAGACUCGCACGCUGCCGCGGAUCGUCGAGACGCGCCGUCCGCCUCCGGUGGUACUGACACGUUUGGCAACGGCGUUCCGGAACGUGCAGCAGCUCCGCACGCUCACGCUUCCGGCGGUCCCUACGACGGUCCGAGUCGUUGUGCCGCAGCCCUUCACCCUGCUGCGCUUCGCCCAGGUUCUGGCCAAGCCGAUGACGGCUGCCGACUGCUCCAAGGAGAUUCUGCGCGACGUCGAGGGCAUCUACCGGCCGUUCUGCGCUUCGAGAGUCGCCGGACUGCUGGGACGUUCGCUGGAGCUCGAUGACGGUAGAGAGCGCUCGAAUGCGACCCUGGGAGAACUCCGUGCCGGCCCUCGACGCCGCGCACUGCUGCCCGACAGGCUGCUCUUCUGCAACCUAGCGGCAAUUUCCGACGCCUGUGGCUCUCUCUUAAACGGCGGCGCCACCCCGACGCCGACACAAACGUCGACUCCUGCAGCCACGCCCACAGUCCGCGUUUUGCGGAAGGCGGAUACCACGUGCGGCAACGGCGGCAUCACCUGGUACCACCAUGCGCUGGAGCAGCCGCGCCUCGACCUCUGGGGCGACCCCAAUUGGCUGAAGUUCGACCCGCUGCUCUAUGAUCCGGUGACGCACGCGGCCAACGCGCGCUACUACGACACGGGCACCAUCUCUUCGCUCGGCUACUGGUCGAGCCGCACGACGACAGCGCCUGCUGCCAACCAGGACUUCUGCUCGAUCUACUACGAUACGCACAAGGCGUACAACGUGCAGACGAUCACUCAGCGCGGCUACAUGUUCGCUCCUCUCACUGGCACAUACACGUUUACCAUCUAUGAUGUGGACGACAUUGCGAUCCUAUGGGUCGGAGACCAGGCGCUGACCUCCUACUCGCGCACCACGGCCCUCGGCAUCGCGACGUGGGCCACCGGCCCAGGCAACAACGUCCCCGGCCGUUUCACCAAGACGAUGGACUUCACUGCAGGCACGUACACGCCAAUGCGCAUCAUGUGGGCCAACGGCCCGGGCGGCAGCCUCAUGUCGAUGACCGUGACCGCUCCCGACGGCACCAACAUCAACACGGCCGACUGGUUCGUGACAAAGCCGUGCGACUCGACCGCAGCCAAGGCCUUCCCCAGCUACGUGCGCGGCACGCCGGCGGCGACGAGCAACUACGCCCUGUGCCAGCUGCGCUGAUGCAGCGUGUCUGACCGGCGCCCAUUCUGCGGAGCCUCGCGGUUGAUCCGUGGGCUCGCUUCCUCUCUUUUCGCUUCCACA
Messenger RNA from Tilletiopsis washingtonensis, 1652 nucleotides. RefSeq lists its product as hypothetical. The record is from RefSeq and is a predicted model, not a curated record. Lineage: Eukaryota; Fungi; Basidiomycota; Exobasidiomycetes; Entylomatales. The coding region runs from base 66 to 1571 and encodes 501 amino acids. The transcript has 3 exons.